Gallus gallus (chicken) is the source of this 2734-nucleotide messenger RNA. RefSeq names its product leucine rich repeat containing 2 (gene LRRC2). The transcript is spliced from 9 exons. NCBI's taxonomy places the organism in Eukaryota, Metazoa, Chordata, Aves, Galliformes, Phasianidae. The record is from RefSeq and is a predicted model, not a curated record. Gene Ontology annotation, molecular function: protein binding. Bases 73 to 1191 code for a protein of 372 amino acids.
AACCACAGAGUACACUCAGGAGUUCUGGACACUAGUGUUCUUUAGUAGCUGGAGAAGCUUGAUGUCAAGAGUAUGGGGCAUCAGGUGAUUAUAUUUGACUUUUCUCUCAUAAGAGGACUCUGGGAGGCUCGUGUGAAGAAGAACAAAGAACGUCAGAAAAAAGAGAAAGAAAGAUUAGAAAAAAGCUCAUUAGAGAAGAUAAAGCAGGAAUGGAAUUUCAUACUGGAGUGCCGGAAGAAAGGCAUUCCCCAGUCAAAAUACCUCAAGAAUGGCUUUGUAGAUAUUGAUGAGAAAAUCUUGGACAUGUGUGAAAAGGCUCCUCAGCUACAGAAGAGGAUUACUCUGUCAGAUGAAACAAAUAAGGAGACAAACAAAUUUAUUUUUCAGCUUUCGGGAGAGCAGUGGAUGGAAUUCCCAGAGUCUCUGAAAGAUCAUACCUAUCUGAAAGAAUGGCAUGUAAGCAAUACAUUGAUUCAAACGAUUCCAAACUACAUUGCUUUGUUUCAAGAUUUGAGAGUUCUGGAGUUAUCAAAAAAUCAGAUCAACCACCUCCCAGUGGAAAUUGGCCACUUAAAAAAUCUCAAAGUGCUCAAUGUGAGUUUUAAUAAUUUGAAGUCUGUCCCUCCGGAAUUGGGUGACUGUGAGAAUCUUGAAAAACUGGAUUUGUCUGGAAAUAUGGAAAUAAGCGAGCUUCCAUUUGAACUAAGUAACCUGAAGCAAGUCACAGUUGUGGAUGUGUCAGCGAACAACUUCCAUUCUAUUCCAGUUUGUGUACUCCGGAUGUCUAAUUUGCAGUGGUUGGACAUUAGCAGCAACAACCUGAGAGAUCUCCCAGAAGACAUAGACAGAUUAGAUCAACUGCAGACACUUCUCCUACAGAAAAACAAGUUAACUUAUCUUCCACGAGCUUUGGUUAACAUGUCAAAACUCAGUUUGCUAGUCGUCAGUGGUGAUGAUCUGGUUGAGAUACCCACAGCUGUCUGUGAGUCUACCACAGGUUUAAAAUUUAUAAGUCUCAAGGACAGCCCAGUUGAAACUAUUGUAUGUGAAGACACAGAAGAAAUUAUAGAAAGUGAACGUGAACGAGAGCAAUUUGAGAAAGAGUUUAUGAAGGCCUAUAUUGAAGACUUAAGGGAAAGAGAUUCUGCUCCUUCAUACACUACAAAAGUAUUAUUCAGUCUUCAGCUCUGAAGAUCAAAAAUCUCUAAAUCACUUGGGGAUACCAGAAUAAUUCUACUUUUAUCCAACUGAAAAUUUAGACUGCCUGAAGCACUUCAAAACCAUCAUGGAUUUAUUUUGUUACCAUUGUUGCUCCUAAAAACCACAGAUAAAGCAAAAUGUUGGUGAGCCAUCAUAAGAUGCUGCUUCACCCUUUUAAACCCACGCAUACAUUUUUAUGUCCACCAUACCAAUCCCUAAAUUGUCCUAAUAAAAGUGUAUGUGAGUGUAGUUGCUCUCAGGAUAAAGACACUGUACAUUGUAGUUGAAAUAGUGAAACAUAAAUCAUGGUAGAAAACAAUCCGAUUUCAUAAAAAAGAAAGAUUAAUAUAGGAGAUGGAUAUGAUCUGUUGUACACUUAAGACCAAAUUACUCAUUUAAUUGUUUGCAAUAUUUAAAACAUAGAGACAUAGUUAUUUGCAUUUACUUUCCAAAUAGAUCCUGUAGACAUUCUGCUGCUUUUUCAAGCAUGUUGUAGACUUCUCCCCUUUACAUACUCAAGUACCAAUGUGGCUGAAACUUCUGUGCAAAAGAGUCUUAUAAUAUAGCAUUGUAGACAAUAAGAUUUUAAGGAUGAAACAGUGUGAACAAGCACCAUCUGCAAAACUGAUUAUAAAGAUUCUACUAUUAGUUUCAAAACACAGGAUUUUGCAGACAUUGAUGGGAAAUUUCUAAGCUGUGUAAGAAUGUGUUUGUUGAUAAAAAAGUUAUGUUACUUGCUAUUUAAUAAUAUAAUAGUUUAUAUAUAACUAUGUAAGUGUAUACACUGUAGGAAUCUAGAUCUACAUAUUUUUUUGUCUGAUAAAACUAUACUUUUUAAUCUGAAAAAACUUGGGACUUUAAGAAUUUAGUCUCAAAUGUGAGAAUUUAAAUCAUCCUAAACUUUUAUAUAUGCAAAUAGGAGAAAUUAUAUUUACAUCUUGAUUUUUUACUGUAUUAUGAAUUAUGUCCAACUUUGUGAAGUUGACUGCCACUUAAGUCAGUCAUAUUUUAAAAUCAGAGCAACAAAGGGCAUUCUUCCCAAGAUUUCCAUUAAAAAAAAAAACAAAAAAACUUCUUUUGAAGUUUUCUCUUUAAAAAUUUUUAGAAUUAGGUCUUUUGAAAGAAAAGAAUGUUUGAAUACUAGGUUUCUUUUUUAUUCCAGCCACAAAGUCCAAACUACCCAAAAAGAAACCCUCCAGAGUUGCUCUCUAAGUGUUAAUGAUGAUUUUAAGAAAGUUUUGGAACAAUGAAAAAUUUUCAAAAAAUUGCAAAAAACCAAUAUCGUAUCACUUUUUUUUCAAAGCGUCAUUGGAAUGGUUCAAGCAGUCAUAAGCCUAUCAACUUGACAAUCAUCUGAAGCAGAAUAAUGGGAGAUCUGAAAUAGGUUUAAUAACAAACAAUUGAAAUGUGAUCAAAUCGUUGGCUUAUGGAAAUCAAGUUAGCAGAAAUUAACCUACAGAUCUUUCUCUUGGUGAAAUUAUAAAUUUGCUUGAUUGGGUGCUCAUACCAAUGCAAUAAACUUCUGUAAAAUGUC